CGUAGGUCAGUGCAGUUGCUGCUUCCUGUCCUCGGUUUCCCGAGCUGGGCAAUACGAAGUGGUCGUGGUGUGGCUGUUCCCAGGGGCCCCCAUGGCUGAGGGCGACGUAGGGAGCGACCAGAGGCAGAAUGAGGAAAUCGAAGCCAUGGCUGCCAUUUAUGGAGAAGAGUGGUGUGUUAUAGAUGAUUGUGCCAAAGUAUUUUGUAUUAGAAUCAGCGACGACAUAGAUGACCCAAAGUGGACACUUUGCUUGCAGGUGAUGCUACCGAGUGAAUAUCCAGGUACAGCGCCACCUAUUUAUCAGUUGAAUGCUCCUUGGCUGAAAGGGCAAGAACGUGCAGACUUAUCAAACAGCCUUGAGGAAAUAUACAUACAGAAUAUUGGUGAAAGUAUUCUUUACCUGUGGGUGGAGAAAAUAAGAGAUGUUCUGAUACAGAAAUCCCAGAUAACAGAGCCAGGCCCAGAUGUAAAGAAAAAAACUGAAGAGGAGGAUGUUGAAUGUGAAGAUGACCUCAUUGUAGAACAUCAGCCAGCAAAUGCAGUUAAAACAGUGGACUUCAACAUCAGUGAACAUGUACCAGAAAUAGAAGAGCUGCCUCCAGUUGACCAUGGCGUUCCUAUCACAGACCGAAGGAGCACUUUUCAGGCCCAUGUGGCCCCCGUAGUGUGUCCUAAGCAGGUGAAAAUGGUUCUUGCGAAAUUGUAUGAGAAUAAGAAAAUAGCCAGUGCCACCCACAAUAUCUAUGCCUAUAGGAUAUUCUGUGAGGACAAGCAGACCUUCUUGCAGGACUGUGAGGAUGAUGGAGAGACAGCUGCUGGGGGGCGUCUUCUUCACCUCAUGGAGAUUUUGAAUGUGAAGAAUGUCAUGGUGGUGGUAUCCCGUUGGUAUGGAGGAAUUCUGCUGGGACCUGAUCGUUUCAAACAUAUCAACAACUGUGCCAGGAACAUACUGGUGGAGAAGAACUUCACGAGUUCACCUGAGGAGUCAUCUAAGAGUUUGGGAAAGAAGAAAGUAAAAAAAGACAAGAAGCGGAGUGAACAUUAAUACUUGAAACUGAAUGAAAGAUUAAUUUUCGAGUCAUUGUGUACACAUUCCACAGUGGUUAAUGAAUACACGAAGAUGGCCACUUGACAGCUCGAGUCAGCCAGUUCAUCAUGGACACCAGCAUUAUGUUUCCUUCCUUGGUUCUAUCAUUUGCCAAAACUAGAGAAUUUAGGAUCUAUUCACAAGUGUUUCAGGCUUGUGUGGAACUGAUAUGAGCUUAGUCACCGUUUCCUAUAACUCUUGGAAGGUGGCAGAUGCGGGGUGUUGUACCUGAGCUAACUGUCCAUUUCAGUUUGUGUCAAGUGCCUUUGUUUGGCAGGGAAGAUGUGUCUUCAGAAGACUAAAUGCCUGAUUUCUUAUGACAGAUAUUCUCACAGCGUUAAAUGAACAGGCUUUUAUUGCUCCUGCAGCUUCUCAGAGUGGGGGCUCAGUGAAGACUGCAGUCGUGGAGAAUCUUUCCUUGUGAUUUUACAAGCUUGUCACUUAUCAUCUUAUAGUGUUCAUCAUGGAGUAAUAGUAAGUGAAAAUCCAGGAGUAUCCAUCUGUGACUAUGUGCCAAAGUGGACGUUCCACAUAUCUGCUAGCCCAGGUGUUAGUCCUCCUUUUGUUGAAAGUUGGUGUUCGUGAAAUUUCAAAAUGUGAUUUUUUAGUCUCUGCCUUUUAUUAAUUCCUGUAAUGAAACAGUGAGUGUUGAGUCUCAGGAGUCCUUCCAUCCCUUAAGUGUAGUGAGGUACCAUUACAGUGUCUCUGAACAACCUGGGAGCGCCUUCCUUGUGUCCUCCUCUGGGCUGUGGCCAACGGGACACUUCAGUAAGGUGAGCUAGCAGAACACCACAGGUGCAGGGGGAGCUGGACUAGUUUGCACACUUGCAGGGGGAGCUGGACUAGUUUGCACACUUGCAGGGGGAGCUGGACUAGUCUGCACACUUGCAGGGGAGAGCUGGACUAGUCUGCACACUUGCAGGGGAGAGCUGGACUAGUCUGCACACUUGCAGGGGGAGCUGGACUAGUCUGCACACUUGCAGGGGGAGCUGGACGAGUCUGCACACUUGCAGGGGAGAGCUGGACUAGUCUGCACACUUGCAGGGGAGAGCUGGACUAGUCUGCACACUUGCAGGGGGAGCUGGACUAGUCUGCACACUUGCAGGGGAGAGCUGGACUAGUCUGCACACUUGCAGGGGAGAGCUGGACUAGUUUGUAUACACUUGCAGGGGAGAGCUGGACUAGUUUGUAUACACUUGCAGGGGGAGCUGGACUAGUUUGUAUACACUUGCAGGGGGAGCUGGACUAGUCUGCACACUUGCAGGGGAGAGCUGGACUAGUUUGCACACUUGCAGGGGAGAGCUGGACUAGUCUGCACACUUGCAGGGGGAGCUGGACUAGUUUGCACACUUGCAGGGGGAGCUGGACUAGUUUGUAUACACUUGCAGGGGAGAGCUGGACUAGUUUGCACACUUGCAGGGGAGAGCUGGACUAGUUUGCACACUUCCAGGGGAGAGCUGGACUAGUUUUAGUUUGCACACUUGCAGGGGGAGCUGGACUAGUUUGUGCACACUUGCAGGGGGAGAGCUGGACUAGUUUGCACACUUGCAGGGAGAGCUGGACUAGUUUGUGCACACUUGCAGGGGGAGCUGGACUAGUUUGUGCACACUUUCUGGGGGAGAGCUGGACUAGUUUGCACACUUGCAGGGGAGAGCUGGACUAGUUUUAGUUUGCACACUUGCAGGGGGAGCUGGACUAGUUUGCACACUUGCAUCUGUAUCUGGACAGUAUUUUAGUUCUGUGAUUUUUGUUGAGAGAUGGAGGGAAAAAUCUUUUAAUUAGGAAAAUAAAUUCUUUCCCUACAAAUUCUUGGCAAAUCUCCCCUUUAACAGUGUUUUAUUUAUUUAAUUAUGUUUCACCUCAUGUUUCUUGUAAGGAAAAAGACAGAGAGUGUCCCUUUGAGAUGUAGGUAACUUGUACACUGUUAUCUAUCAGAUAUAUGCCAGCAAUUACUAAGUUCAUCAAGUGAUCACAGGCUUGUUUGACUCCCCUCCCAAGGAAGGGACCAGAAAGAAAUUAGGAAGAAGCUUGGGAUGGCACUGGAAUGUGGAGCAUCCGAGAGUGGGCAGAUGUUCUUCUCUGACCUUUAACCCUGGAAGCUCCACAUCCUCACUUGGUAUUUUAAAUAGGAAUCCAGGAGCCAGCUUUACACUAGAGUGGGUUCUGAGACAGAAGUCUUAUUUUCAACAUUAUUUAAUGUUGUAAGUUAUCAAGAACUAUAGGAUGACCUAUAUGUGUGUAUUUGGAACACUUACCUCUGUUUCCAUGAAAUGCUGAGUAUAUCCUAUGUAUUAACUGUUAUGAAACUUAGACAUUAUUUGCUAAAGAUAAUUUCACAAUAUUGACAUUUCAGACCUGUGAAAAGCAAUACAAACACUAAAAUUUAUCCUGCAGGAGGAAGGAGUAAUUUUCCCAGCACACUGAUUUUGAGUUUCUUUCCUGGUGUUUUGUCUAAAGUGUAUUAGUGUUUAAAGAAGACAAAACUUUUUUUUAUAUCUCUGAUCUCAUUUCCUUCACUUAAAAAAUGUUAUGUUUUCUUCAUUUUACAAGGUUACUAACCAUAUUUUGUGGGUUGAGCUCCUUAACCUUCUUCACUGAAGGAGGGAGGAGAGAUCCCAAAUUCUUCAGUUCUAACUCCUGAAAUUAUAUAUUUCACUCUUACCAUCAAUGCAAAAUAAUGGUAGCAUAUUUUUCUCUAUUAAAAUAGAGAAAAAUCAUAUGUAGAGAAUUUUCUAGUUCUCCAGAUAAUAACUUUCUAUAGUCAGGUGUCCGCUGUGGUGUUUUGUAUAUUAUAUUAGUUACAAUUUUCCUCAUAUGCUGGUAUGUAAAAGCAAGUAGCAUCUACUUUACUGGGCAUAGCAGUAGCUGCAUGAUGGAGAUGUUUGUAUACCUUAGGAUAGGCUGUUGGAAGGACAUUAGUUCAAACCAAUCACGGAUCAGUUGAAGCAGUUACUGUGUGGAGGGCAGGUUGAAUGAUACUGGGAAAAUUGUAAUCGCAUCCAGUCCACUAAAGAGAUAACAAUAAAUGGUGUAUACAGUUCUUAUUUUUUCUUAUGCAUGAUUUUGUAUAUAUGGUAUUUUUCUUUUCAUAAAAAUGACAUUAAAGUAUAUAUACUGUUUUUUAUCCUACACAUUUCAUAUAGAAGUAUAUUGUUAACAUUUUCCCAUAUCAAUAAAUAUUCUUCUAUGGCU
Molecule: messenger RNA, 4279 nt
Organism: Onychomys torridus (southern grasshopper mouse)
Lineage: Eukaryota; Metazoa; Chordata; Mammalia; Rodentia; Cricetidae
Gene: Impact
Product: impact RWD domain protein
Exons: 11
Coding region: 92-1045 (317 amino acids)
Biological process (GO): regulation of translational initiation
Cellular component (GO): cytoplasm
Molecular function (GO): protein binding
Source: RefSeq, a predicted model, not a curated record